AUGUGCGAGGAAGGUGCUGUGACUGUCUGCGUUCGGGUUCGCCCGCUCCCCGCCAGGUGAGCUGCUGGGGCUGCGAAAGGGGAGUUGUUCGCCAGAGGCGCAGGCGAAUCCCCCCGCAUGUUGCUCCGCAGUAGCCGCCCCUCCGCUGUUUCUAAGUCGUCUACUCCGAAGUAAGCGCUGGACCUUAACAGGCUGGCCAGACGUGCACGCGAAGCCCCGAGAAGGAAGCCUGACUCGGGACCAGGUUACACACCUUUUUCCUGCGACUCCGUCUAUUUCUAUUUGCUUUUAACUGCUUCACUCCCCCUCUGCUCCCCGCCCGCCUCGACUGCGAGCUGUUUUAAAUGCGCGUGGGUUAAAAGGGAAAUUUUAAAUUUCUGUAAGCCCGGCUUGAUGGUGAAGGGCGGGUUAAUAGAUUUGAUGUUGAAAAUACGUAAUCAUGAAAGUCUUUCCAGCCCUCCAUACCCACUCUCCUUAAAGUGGUUAGAGCAGUGGUUCCCAACCUUUUUUUUUUUAACCAUGCCCCACCUCUAAAAUCCUAAUGCCCACCCCCACCCCACCCCGUGACAUAUAAUUCUUAUUCAGUGACACCCCCCUCAAUUCACGUGGAGGAAGCCUAAAAGGCCGUUGACUGUGGAUAACUCGUUCUCAAAUUGCCCCCCUGUGGGGCGUGUGCCCCCACAUUGGGAACCACGGGGUUAGAGCAUUGGACUAGGAGCUUGGGAGACCAGGGUGCAAAUCCCUGCUCAGCCAUGUUGCUUGCUUGGGCUAGUCAUGUGACUGACAGCCUAACUUACCUUGUGGGGUCCUUGUGAGGAUGAAGUGAGGCAGGGGGGAGAUGUGCAAGGCCACUUUAGCUGCUUGCAGAGGGUUGCAGAGGGUGGCAUAUAAAUUAAAUAAGAAAAUAAAACUCAGCUGCUUGCAGCCAUUCUCAUUCUAGCUCCCAGUUACCUUUGGGUGGCUGACAUGAGAUGGACAGAAAGCUUCCGUUGUUCUCCACCUAAGGCCAGGAACCUUUUUCAGCCACUAUGGAGAAUGCCUGAUUCACUGUAACUUCACUUCUUGGGGAGGCUAUGGCUUUAUCUGUGAGGCUAAUGGCAUCCGCAGCAUCUUAAAGAGUGAGCUGUGUUUCCAUAGCAACCACUAGGGUGAUCCUGCUCUCCAGGAAAUGGUAGGCAUUUGCCCACCACCUUCCCUUUGUUGGAGGUAACAUCAACUUGUAAGCAGAAGAACAAUAGCCAGAAGAACAGUAGGCAAACUGUAGCUAGAGUUGGUGUGUGAGUUUUGGGGUGGGCUGGAUGGCUUGACAUGCUCCAUGGGCUAAAUCCCAAAGCUCUGGCAGCAGAUGGAAGGAGCAGCCCUAGAGAUUUAUGGGGGAAGCAAGAUCUGCUAGAGUGUUAAUGCUGCGAGCCCAUCCUAUGCUCAGGUCGUAUACAGUGGUACCUCUGGAUGUGAACGGGAUCCGUUCCAGAGCCCCGUUCGCAUCCUGAAGCGAACGUAACACACGUCUGUGCAGGUUGCGUUUUGCCGCUUCCGUGCAUGCACAUGAUGUCAUUUUGAGCGCCCUCACAUGUCCGAGCGGCGAAACCCGAAAGUAAUACAUUCCGUUACUUCCGGGUCACCGCAGAGCGCAACCCAAAAACACUCAACCUGAAGCGUAUUCAUCCUGAGGUAUGACUGUAUACAGUAAGUGUCAAUAAAACCAUAUAACCUAAAAAUGCUAUAUGCCUUUUAGGUAGGCAUGCAUAGGGUUUUGCUGUAAAUGUGAGAUGCACUUGUUUUAUAAUCUUCAGAAUGUGAAGAUUAUUUCUAAAAUGCUCCAGAAGAGCAGCCAUACUUCUAAAAGGGCAUUUAAUCAAAUAGGAGCUGGAUUUAAAAAGUUGUUCUCAGAGGGACAAAGCAAAUACAUACUCACAGGUGCUUCAUUCCUAGGACUGGUUCCACAACCCUUAAAUUUGGAUACAAAUAUGUGCUUACAAUGCGCUUUGCACAUGCUCUGCACAGCAAGUUAUUCAAUAUAACUUGCACAUUGUCAUAAUGUUAAGUCCAGCUGCAAACAUCUUUAGAUAUACGCUCAGGACCAGACAAUUAGAUUAGUGUGGGUAUAAGUAUUUCUUUAACACCAUCAAUUUCUCUAUACUCUGGAAUCUCUAACAGUGUUUUGUUCCUUAAGCGAGAAUGCAGACCUUGCGGAAGAAGAGAGUAUUGUCUGGAAAACUGAAGAAUGCACCAUAUCUCAGCUUGAUGGGACCAAAUCUUUUACCUUUGGUAAGCACUUGAUAAACACUGAAGUACUUUGUAAACCCUCUGAGGGUUUGUUGGUUUGUUUGUUUACAAUCAAGCAAUGUAUAAAUUUUAUUAAGUACUGUAUUUUUCGCUCUAUAAGACAUACUUUUCCCCUCUUAAAAAGUAAGGGGAAAUGUGUGUGCAUCUUAUGGAGCGAAUGCAGGUGGGAGACUCUGCUCAGCGCUCCCUUUUAAAGUGCCGUGUGGAGCGUGUGUGUGGCUCUUGGGGGCUUUUCCCCGAGGAGGGAGAAGGGCUGCCUUGCUUAUGCCAUAGCCGCACGCAGCCUCUCCCAGGCAGGGGAUGAAGGCUCCCCUUGUCUGGGAGAGGCUGCGCAUGGCCAGGCAAGAAGCCAGGAUAGCCAGCAGGAUCGCAGCCUUCAUCCCGCUGCCCUGCAGAGGCUUUGUGCGGCUAUCCCUGGCUUUUGCGGGAGGUGGGGGAAGGGACAGAGCGCGCAGCUCUGUCCCUUCCCCCACCACCCGCUAAAGCCCCCAAGAGCCAUAGAGCCGUGCGGAGUGUGUGUGUGGCUCUUGGGGGCUUUUCUCCCUCCUUGGGAAAAAGUCUGCAAGCGCCGCACACGUGCUCCAUGCGGCUCGUGAAAGGGAGAGCUGAGCAGAGCAUACAGGCUCUGCUCAGUGCUCCCUUUUAAAAAAAAAAAUUUCUUGGAUUCCCCCUCUAAAAACUAGAUGCGCCUUAUGGUCAGGUGCGUCUUAUGGAGCGAAAAAUACAGUACAUAAAUAUUGGUAUACCAUAAAAACAUGCAAACAACUUUUUGAAAGCAGCCAGGUAUGCUUCUUUCAGUCUAGCUUACAAGUUGGCAAUUUGACAAAUCCUGAAGAUGGAGUUUGAUUUCUGUGAACUGAACCAUUUUUCUUUUUUUUAAGAUCGGGUGUUUCAUUCUUCAGAUAAUACCGAAGAAGGGGUGGCUGCUUCAGUUAUCAAGUCGGCUGUUCAGGGAUAUAAUGGUACAUUAAACAUCAACACAUUUCAAUGCUUGCACUGUAUGUGGGUAGUAGUCUGAGCUAACCAUUGCUUUUCCUUUUAGGAACUAUUUUUGCCUAUGGCCAAACUGCUUUGGGGAAAACUUCCACAAUGUUGGGCACUAAAGAUUGCCCAGGAAUCUUACCAAUGGCCAUCAAUGAUGUUUUCAAUAGCAUCUGUGGAGUAAGUUUUUCUACUAACUGAACUUUGUUUCAGAUACCACAUUAGUGCUGCAAAGCUGCAUAUUGAACCUGCUUUGAUGAUUUCCUAGCUCCACUUAGGAGAAAAGGCUGUGCAGCCACUAUAUAGCAGUUUCUAUUUCCCACAUAAUAAUCUUGUUGGCCAAUAAGUAUUGUGAGUGGAACCAAUCUAGAGAUCAGGGAUGGGAAACUCUGUUGCUCUUCAGAUGUUGUUGGAGUCUGAUCCCAUCACAUCCAUCAGCUAUGCUAGCUGGGGCUGAUAGGAGCUGCAGCGCAGCAUCAUUUGGAGGUCCAUAGUUCCCCAUCUAUAGUAUAGUUCAUAAGGCAGUGGGAAUGUUUUAGUGAUGGCAUUGGAUGGGGGUGGGCAGGGAGCCAUGUUACAUUAGUUCUCCAUAAUUAGGGAUGCUGAUGCAUGCAUGCUCUUUACUUUUUCAGAUUCCUUUUUUUUUUUAAAUGAUAUUUAUUAAAGUUUCAAAAAAAAAUACAAAAAAUACAGAAUACAGAAAGAAAAAGAAUAAAGUUUUUUUUAAAUAUAACCAAAGAAGUAAAAAAUAAAAGAAAACAUACCAAAUAAAACAAUUAAAAGGACAUUAAAUUUCCAUAACCUAUCUUCCUUAUACUUAUUUCCCCGGAUCUCCUCAUACCUCCCUUUUUUGUAUUCCAGUUCAAUUUGUUAAUUCAGCAAAUCCUUACCAUUGAAAUUACCCAGUUGCAAACCUUUUUUCAUAUCUCUUAAAGCAUUACAGCUAAAAAAAACCCCUUAGUUUCUGUCCAACAUCCUUCUAAGAUUCCUUAAUUUUACAAUAUUUCUGUAAAUAGUCUUUAACUUUCUUCCAGUCUUCUUUCACCGUCUCUUCUCUCUGGUCUCGGAUUCUGCCAGUCAUUUCCGCCAGUUCCAUGUAGUCAAUCACCUUCAUCUGCCAUUCUUCCAGAGUGGGUAGAUCUUGUGUCUUCCAAUACUUUGCGAUGAGUAUUCUUGCUGCUGUUGUUGCAUGCUACUUUUUCAGAUUCCUGACAGGGAGUUCCUACUCCAUGUAUUAUACAUGGAAAUCCACAGUAAUACAUUUGAGGACCUACUGUGCAGCAGCAUGUGGCGAAAGAAACCCUUGGUUGUUCGUGAAGACAUCAGUGUAAGUAACCAUUGUUACCUUUCCAAGUCAGUGCCAAAGCUCCCACGCGGCCUUGUAACAGGAAAAGUAAAAUUCUGGAAGUCAGCAUGUCUUCCUUGGACUUUGCCCAUUUUGCUUCUGAAUUGAUUAAAAUCGUUUUAUUAAAGUUGACCUAAAGUUAGCUAACUUCCUAAUAGCUUUGCAUUGCACAUAUAAAAAGAGGUAACACCUAGAAUCAAUACAGGGAGCUGUGUGGUGUUAUGUGAUUUUUUUUAAAAAAAUCUCUUGUAGGGGUAUGUCUUUGUUGGAGGUCUGACUGAAGAGGUGGUGGUUUCUCCAGAGGAAGUUUUGAGCUGGCUCCAGAAAGGUGAAAGUAAGACUUAAUAUUUGGUAUGACUUAAACACAUAUAGAGCUUCCUGUGCAGCUCUGAUACUUUAAAUCCAUCAACUUUCUCUGUGUUUUGUUCUGAAUAGAAAACAGGCACUAUAGUGCGACAGAAGUGAAUGAAAGAAGUAACCAGUCACAUGCAAUCUUCCGAAUGGUAAGUGAUCAUGAAUUUUAUUUUACUGAUUUAUUUUAGUUCAGAGAUCGGAAACCUCUGGCCCUCUUUGAUGUUCCCGGACUCCAAAGUCCCAUCAGUCCUGACUGUUGGCCAUACUGAUGGGAGAUGGAGUCCAACAACAUCCAGAGGGGGGCACCAGGUUCCCUAUUCCUGGUUAGUACCUGGCUAUGAUAUCUGGCAGGAUAUGAGAGGGAGAGAUUUGUUGUUGUUAUAUUAUACAUUUCUACCACUGGGUGAUUUACAAUAUAAAAACACAAAAAUAUGUGCCAUAAUAAUAAACAAAAACAAAAAAGCACACACACAGUUUUAAAAGGCCAUAGAUCGUUUAAUUAGCCAAAGAGGAAUAUUUUUGCCUGGCACCUAAAAUAUGUAACAAAAUCACCAGGCAAGCCUCCUUAAGCAUUCUACAAGAUAUGCCAGUUUUAGGUUCCGUUGGUUGAGGGUAGGUGUGCUACAGUAUACAGACCCACACAUGACAAACUGGUAUUGGUUGGUCUGUAAUCUGUGGUGGUUUGGUAAAACAAGUUCACAACUUUGCUUACUUUUUUUUUUUUUUUAAGAUCAUUGAAAGCAAAGAGAUGACGGAUAUCUCAAGCUGCGAUAGCCCUGUGAUGGUAUCUCACUUGGUGAGUUCUUUGAAAGAGAGAACUGAGGUUUGUAAAUGGGGGUUUUGUUAGAAAAAACUACCAUUGAAGGAUGCUGCAGCUUGUGUGCGUUACGGGAACAUGAGAGGAGCCCUGCUGGAUCAGACCAAUGGCCUGUUUAUUCUAGCAUCCUGUUCUCACAGUGGUGAACCAGGUGCCUGAGACCCAAGCAGUUUCUCUACUUGUGAUUCACAGCAGCUGGUAGUGGAAGUUGAACUUAGCCAUCAUAGCUAGUAGCCCUUGAUAGUCCCUGUACUCCAUAGAUUUGUCUGAUCCUCUUUUAAAGGCUUCCAAGUUGGCGGCCAUUACUACGUAGUGGGUGAGUGAACUCCAUAGUUUAACUAUGUGCUGUGUGAAGAAGUUCUUUCUCUUUUUCUGUCCUGAAUUUUAGCUAUGUUGGAUGGCCCUGAGUUCUAUUAUUAUAUGACAGAGAGAGAAAUUGAGAGAAACUUAGCCCUGUCUGCCUUCUUGUUACAUGCAUAAUCCUAUACACCUCUGUCGGGUCCCUCCUUAAACUUGCCUUUCCUCUGAAAGCCCCAAAUGCUUUGACAUUUGGAGGAAAGCGGUUUGUGUGCCAUAUGACCCACUCUGCCCCCUAAGCUAGGCUGCUGCCCUGAGAUGAAGUAGAAGAUAUUAUUUUGCCACCAAUCUGGUUGACUUUGCUAUACAGAAAGAGGUGGAGAGGGGAGGUGCCAUCUUCUGCUUUGGCUCAGGCAGCAAAAUAUAUUGGGCUAGCCUUGUGUGCUUUCUGUUUGAGAUCUGGCCGGCAGAGUCAAAUAUAUAUUGGGAUUGUGGAAGGCUAAUGAACUUCUGAAGUGUUUAAUAGGGCUGUUUCUGCCUGGGAAAUAGCAGCAGCAGAAAUUCAGUUGCUCUGGGUUUCAAGUCUGUUUGGCACAGCAUUCCUAAUGCUUAUUCAAAAGCAAGUUCCAUUGACAUUGCUGGAACAUACUGAAGAGGUGCAGACUAAACAACAUCCAUAUUAUUAUUGCAUUUAUAUCCCACCUUUCCUCCAAGAAGCUAAGGUGGCCUGCUUGAUUUUGUCCCCCUUCAUUUUAUACUUACAUCAACCUUACAAGGUAGGUUAGGUUGAGAGACCAAGGUGAUCCAGGGAGCUUUGUGGCUGUGUGGUGAUUUGAACCCUGGCCUCCUAGGUCCUAGCCACACACUCACCACUAUGCCACAUUGGGUCCUUGGACUAUAGUAGAAAUUCAGUGGUCAAAACAUCAAAUCGCACAGUAUGCACAUCCUUCUACCUUUUUCUUCUGUUGCAGACCAUCCUGGAUCUGAGAUGCAAUCUACAAAUGACUGGCUCCCUUUAACACACAUUUCCUCUAUUCUUUCGCUUUCAUGAAAUAUUAAAUGUUGUUCAUUUGAAUGUAUUUCCUCCCAGAUGUAGUGACCAGUGCUGCACAAUUUUUUUGUUGUUUCUUUGAUUUAAACUCCUGGCCAAAGACCUUUUUCUGCUCAUGUACAGUCUCAGGAACUUAUUUUUCUCAGGCUUUCAUCUGCCACUGUUUGGAAUUGUUGUUCAAUCAAUAGAUGAUUUGAAUAGAUCUUGUGUGAGAAUGGUGUCUAACACAGUCUUACUUGAAUUUUCAGAAUUUGGUAGAUCUGGCAGGAAGUGAAAGAGCUACCCAAACAGGUGCUGAAGGUAUGUAGCUGAUGAUGAUCAAGCUUUUCUGGUAAUCUGCUAAAUCCUAACUUGUAAAACAUGUAAAAAAACAACAACCCACAAGUAAUUCCCCCCCCCCCCCCAGGGUUCUUGGGCAUGCUUGCUCUUAUUUAUGUAAGCCAUUUACAGCUUAACAGUAAAAUUCAUCACAUUUGGAACACAAGACUGAUGCAGAUGUUACAUUCCCAACUGGUAGAUUCUUGCACAAAAAUCUAACUUCUCUAUGGCAAGGAUGAGGGACCUGUAGUGCUGUAGAAGUUGCAUAUGAACUCCUAGCAAUCCUAGCCAGUAUGACCAGUGGUCAGCAAUGCUGGAAGUUGUCUUCCAACAACACAUGGAGGGCCACAAGUUCCUCAUCCCUGCUUCUGCAGAGACCAUUGUAAAACCGCCCCAUUAUCCUUGAACGAAGGGUGGUAUAUAUUAGCAAUUUCACUCCUCCAAUGCUGCAGAUGAGAUUGUUGUAAAUCACAUACCUGUCUGGGACGAGUCUGGGAAAGGAAGACAGUCUUACCUCUUCCGCUGCAGGUGCUAUUACACUGUACUUUGCUUUUAUUUCUUUGUUCGUUCUCUCAGAGCUGGAGAGAACGGACGCCAUUAUGCUUUUGUCUGUACAUAGUGUGUAAAUAAAUAGUAGAUUAGCUCUAUGAUGACUCACUCACUCUUGCUGUGUUAUGCCAGAAGAUUAGUGUGCAUAUACCAGCUGGUAUAUGUCGCUAGAAGCGCACUGUAAGAGAAGGGAGAUGCCUUUUCCAGAGCUGUGUGUACCAGAGGACGCUCAGAGUUUUGGGGGGCUUGCUGGCAUCCUCAGGGCGUUUUUCCAACAGUAUAUACAUUUGAUGAAUGUAAUAUUUGGUUAUAGGCCUUCUAGCGUUAUCUUCCUCCUUUUGGCUGAAGUUAUUCAACGUUUCUGAGUUAAAAGGCAUAAUUCAUCAUACCACUAAUAAUGUUGAAGUCUUAUUGGGUGUCUCCAAUGCUGUUAUUUCAUUGACAGAAGGAAUCUGUUGGCAGAACAGGGGAGAUAAUAUUUUUUGGGUGACUCACCCUACGCAGGACCCUGUGCCCCUCUUUGAUCUGCUGCAGAGGGUUGGGGAAUCACCCAGAGCAGAUUUAAGGACAGAAUGGGAAUCCCUAAAAUUUCCUCCCCCAUUCUGCCGAUAUUGCCUUCUGUCAGGAGACCUUGGAUAAUGACCAGUAUUGUUAUUUCACACGUAUUAAGUGCCUAAAGGGCAGGUAAAAACAAUACAGAAGGGGGGGGGGGAGAAUGGAGAAUGAAGAAGAAAGCAAUCAAAUUCAGGAACUCUUGACUAUGUUAACUAGCAAUAUGGUAGCAAAAGAACUUUUGUAGAAGGAACUGUCUGAAAAUAAAAAACUGAUGUUUAAUGCCUAGGGAUCCAUCUCCAAGAAUGCUGCAAUGUAAACCGGAGCCUCUCCAUCUUGGGCCAAGUGAUCAAGAACCUUUGUGAAGAACAGAGUGGGCUAGGACAAUUCAGUUAAGAAGGGUUCUUUAGUUUGUGCUGUAUUGAAAAGUGUUCUCACUUGAUCUUAGGCCAGGCAGCCAACGUAGUGCCCAUUCCUAGGUUGUUUGGCUACAACUCCCUCCACCGCCAGGCCAUUGGUCAUCUGUCUGGGCCUGAUGGGAGUUGUCAUCCAACAACCUUCGGAAGGCACCACAUUGGCUGUCUCUGUCCUAGAUGUAAAAGAUUGGCUCUUGGGCCAGUUUUUCCUCUACUUAAUAUGUAAAAACUUUCUUAUUCCUUUUUGAUCAUCCUCCUUCACCAGAGCCUACGUCAACUGCAGAGACAGUACGUUAACAUGGGUUCUGCACAAAUCACUUGGUGGCAAUUCUAAGACUGUUAUCAUCUUCACGGUCAUUCUGACAUCGUUCGAAGAAACGCUUCGAACCCUCCAGGUAAAACUAUACAGGUCCGUUUCCUUCCCCCAAAAGUUUUGCCCCAAGUAACAAGUAGGCAAGAAGGUAUUUCCCCCUCUCUUUAAACUGGCAUGCUUUGUUCUAGUAUACGUAUCUGCAGUUAUAGAACUAUGAGAAAUCAGACUUCCACUUCAAAGGGAAGUAGUGUAGCACUUCCUCUAAUAGGUGGGUUGGAUACUGACGGCAAACCCUCAAACUCUUAAAAAGGGAGCUUGUGAAGACAUGGUAGUCAUGGAGUCUUGAAUAUCAGGUGGAAAAGGAAAGGUGGGGGGAACGGCCUACUUGAGCGCCUGACAGCUUCUCUGUUGCCCUCCAGAUGUUGGAGGACUCCAGCUCCCAUCAGCCGUCGUCAACAUGGUCAGAUGAUGAAAGUUGUAGUUCAACAACAUCUGGAAGGCACCAGGUUGGUUAACCCAGGCUUAUCCCUUCUGUGGGGAGGUGAAGGUACGCUGCAACAUUUCGUUUAAUGGGUACCAUUUGUAUUUACUGUAAUGGCAAAUGUUGAUUUUUAUGAUCCAUACUUCUGUAAUUUUCGAAGAGAUUUUACACAAAUGUCAUUUUUUCUGACUCCUUCAAAGAGCGGUUCUGACUCCAUGUGCCUGUCUCUCCUAGUUUGCGAAUACAGCCAAAGAAAUGAAAAACCGCCCUAUAAUAAAUUACGUUACGGAUGAGGAUGCCCUUCUAAAAAGGUAUCGUUUAGAGAUUGACAGCCUGAAACAGCAAAUUGAAGAUGUAAGUUGUCUUCUUGGAAAUCUGAGUGUUCUAGGCUGGAACAGGUCAAAUCGCAUCUAUAUCUUGUUUUGUUUUGUUUUGAAAUGGGAUUCAUGCUCUAUUUUGCCAGCAAUUAUACCUUAAAAGCACAACACAUUUAUCUUUUAGAAGUUCAAAUAUCCGUGGUAAUCUCGAAUGCUGGUGGCAAUAGCAUUCUUUUAGUUGGUGACUUGGAUUAUAGGCCAGCUGCCUAUACCAAGUGAGGGGGCCGUAAUCUCUGUUUAGACGCAGUCUCCAUUUUUAGAGUCUGGCCUAAUUUUAAUGGCAACUCUUAAUAAAGCUGACAACCAUUUCAUGCGGGGGUUCCUUUCCCGGCCCCCACAUACACUGGAGUAGCACGUAUAAGUGUAUCCCAGCCCUGUUACACUCUUUUCGUGACAUGCUGAGCCAUGUUUUUAUGUCACUUCCAGGUUCAUCACCAUAUGCAAUCGCAUGUCUUUUAGAUGCUACUGUUAUAAGCGCUUAUGCACCAAUACUGGAUGCCGAUGAAGACAUUAAAGAUUUUACUCUCAGCUGGAUACCGUCCUAUCAGAGACACCUAAGGAAGAUAAAAUUAUCCUCCUGGGUGAUUUUAAUGCAAGAGUUGGGUGAGAUUUUGAUCUGUGGCCUGGGAUUAUUGGGAAAAAAGGAAUUGGUAAUAGCAACCAGAAUGGAAUCUUACUUUUGACAAUAUGUGUAGUGCACAACCUUGUUAUUGCCAACACACUCUUUCAACAGAAAAAUAAAUUUGAAACUUCAUGGAGGCAUCCUCAGUCAAACCACUGGCACCUCUUAGACUAUGUUAUUAUCCGUGCUAAAGAUUGCUGUGAUGUGCUCUUUACCAGAGCUAUGACGAGUGCCGACGACUGCUGGACAGAUCACCGACUAAUACGCUCCACGAUGGCUAUCGAGAUUAUACCUUGACGCAGGAUUCAAGAAAGGAAACCAAGGCACAAAAUGAACACUCAAGCCCUUCAAGAUCCCAUUAAGGACCAUCCGUUUUCAGAAUUUCCUGAUAGCAUCAAGGAACACUGGACCAAACUAAAAACAUGCAUUAUUGCAGCCUGUGAACAAACUACUGGACACCAAACCAAGAAACACCAGAAAUUGGUUUGAUGAGAAUGACAGUGAGAUUGACCACACAUUUGACAAGAAAAGGAAGGCCUUUCAGAUCUGGCAAAGAGAUAGAAACUGUGCCACUAAGAAAAAAACCUGUGCUAGUGCUAAGGCUGAGGUUCAAAGAAGAACCAGAGAGCUAAAAAAACACUGGUGGAUUAAAAUAAGCUCAAGAGAUCCAGCACACUCAGAGGGUGACCUCCAAACCAUCCUAAAUAUCUUUGCAGAAGAUUACGAAAAGCUUGGCCUAUCACUCAACCUCCAAAAAACCAAAGUGCUACACCAACAAGUUCAAAAUCACCCCUCUGCAGCGCCACAAAUCCAACUCAAUGGUGUAACGUUGAAAAAUGUCAAUCACUUCUCCUACCUGGGCAGUUAUCUUUCCACAAGGGCCAACAUUGAUGCUGAAAUCCAGCAUCGCCUGAUUUCUGCGAGUGCAGCUUUUUCCCAAUUGAAGUGCAGAGUGUUUGAGGACCGGGACAUUUGCAUGGAAACCAAAAUGCUUGUUUACAAAGCUAUUGUACUACCAACCUUACUGUAUGCUUGUGAAACAGGGACACUUAUAAAUGCCAUCUCCAACUCCUCGAAAUAUUCAAUCAACGGUGUCUCCAAAAAAUUUUACACAUCACUUGGGAAGAUAGGCGAACGAAUAUCAGUGUACUGGAAGAAGCAAAGAUCACCAGUGUUGAAGCAAUGAUUCUUCAACAUCAACUUCGUUGGACUGGUCAUGUUGUGCGGUUGCCUGAUCAUCAUCUUCCAAAGCAACUACUCUAUUCCAAACUUAAAAAUAGCGUAAUGCUGGUGGUCAACAAGAGGUUUAAAGACUGUCUCAAGGCAAAUCUAAAAAAAUGUAGUAUAGACACUGACAACUGGGAAACGCUGGCCUGCGAUCCCUCCAGUUGGAGAACAGCCUUUACUAAAGGUGUCAUGGGCUUUGAAGACACUCAAACUCAGGAUGCAAGGGAGGAAAGUGCUAAGAGGAAGGCAUGCUUGGCAAAUCCACACCAUGAUCAACUACGACCCGAAAACCAAUGUCCGCACUGUGGAAGGAUGUGUGGAUCCAGAAUUGGCCUCCACAGUCACUUACGGACUCGUUGUUAAAACCAUGUUUAUGGAAGACAAUCUUACUUGGCUUCGAGUGAUCACCAAAGAAUACGAAGUAUUGGUCAUUGCUUGUAUGCAACCCUUUCCACACUGGGGGGUGCAGACUCAAUUUCACAGAAAUGACUGAGAAACUUAAAUGCUUUCAUUGUUUCUUGCUGAUGUUUAACCUUCACAGCUGUUAGUACUUACAGUACGUUAUUAUCAUCACAGUAAUAUACAGAUUAACAGCCAUAAUCCUCGCAAACAUGGAGGGGUCUACACAAAAGCACAUGGGUAUCCUAGCCAAUGUAACAUGUCAGGGUAAUUUUUUCUGUAAUGUAAACUUCAAUACCUUCUCCAGGCACCACACACAUGGAUUUGUUUUAAGGGAUUUUACUACCCCAAAAUAGAUUGAAAAUUUGGCUUGGGUUAGUAAAGUAUUCCCAAAAAUGUGUGUAAGUUUUCAGUGGGUCGUAUACAAAAUCCCCCCCCCCCAUAAUGGAUUUUCCUUGCUUGGGAAAUCAUGUACACCUUACUAUGAACAAGAUUUUGUGCCUUUCGACCUUUGGUAUUGAUGCUUUCCCUUGGUAGAUGUCAUCACAAUCCCAGGUGGCAGAGAUUGUUGAAGAGAAGUAUGCUCUUCAAAAUGAGCUGCAGGAGAAAAUAAAGAAUCUCACUGAGAUGCUCGUGACAUCAGCUUCUCUUGCAUCAGCGCAAGAGUUCAAGGUAAUACUUAAAAAUUGAAGUGUUGUGGGACCUUUGGUGGAAAACUGGUGGCUCUUCCACAUUUCUUGAAUCAGCUGUUAUUAAGUAAUCAAAUGGGGCGAGGGAAGCCUGGAAAUGACUAAAAGGGUGUCACUGCAGUAAAGGACCUUCGAAUGCGUGGAAGUUUAAGGUAAACCCUUCGUAAAACUGAGUAAGAAAGCAGAACUUACUUAUUGUGUGUUUCUUUUUAUAUAAAACCUGACUCAGGUCCAACUGAUAGAAGAAAAGUCUCUUGAACUGAGGCAACUUCUUGUCAAGACUUCCAGUACCAGAAGGACUAGAAGGGUGUCACUGUAGAAAAGGACCUUCCAAUGUGUGGAAGUUUAACAUAGCUCUGUUAAUGCAUGCAUGAAGCAGGAAGUUCAUAUUGGGAAGCUGGUAUAAGAACAGGCACCAGCGACUGUGCUGUAGUGGUCCCAGGAGUGCGGAGCGGGAGGGCGAAUGGAACCUGCUGCUCUCCAGUCCAGCCCCCAUCACCCAGGGCCCUCCACAACCUGGCAGCUCGUGGAGGGUGGCAUGAGAAGGCUGCCAUGUGCCCUUCAGUCCCAGCCUUACCCCUGAGGGCUGGGAUUGAAGGGCAUGUGGCAGUUGUGUCCUUCUCAUGUCGCUCUCCCCGGCUCCCAGCCUCGCAAAAUAAGGCUUUGUGUUGAAUUCUGAAGCUACUACUUGCCACCCGACUAGCGAGUUCAAGUUGCUUAUGGUGCUUGCAAACAUGUUUUAGGAAAGUUUCCCCUCUCCCUUUGCAACUUUUUUUGCAAAUGCUUAUGGUAGAACUUACAACUAGCUUCAACUGAAUUUGUCAUCACUAGGCCAUGUACAAAUUCCAAGACAUCAGCAAAUGGGAUUGUGCUUUUAAAAAUAUCUAACUUCCUUUAAUUCUCCUACGUGCCUUGAUUUUUAUUUUUAUUUUAUGUUUUAAGUUUCCAAGGACAAGGAAGAGGAGAGCGACCUGGUCUGCAGGAACAACAUCCCAGGAAGCAGGGGAAUGUCGCCUGGGAAGCUUUUUCCAAAAAGCCAAACAGUUUAAAAAGCCUUGUCUAGCAGAGAUGAAAGCAUGUAAGUUUGUUAUGCAUGGAAACUAUUUUUAAAAGGUGCUAUAUAAAAUAUGGGCUGAAGCAUGGUAGGUUGGGAUAAGUUAGAACUUAGAUAAUACAUUGUUUAAACCAAUAUCCACAGUGAGCUGCAAAUAGUUAAACUCUUGCACCCAUUUUGAGGGCUGUGCUUAAGCUGCAUAUGUUAAUUAUGCUGAAUGUUAUUGCUACAUCUGAAGUUUUCAGAGAAGGGCAAGAGGGCUCUUGGCAUAACUUAGCCUGCUCCAUUUAUCUCCUGGUUGCUCCAGAGGUCGGAUUCUGACAUUGAUCUUUAGGCGCUAGGGAGAACUGGCUUCUUUGCAAAUGCUAGCAAAGGCUAAUGUAGCCAACUCUCUCGCUGCUUGCAUUUGGCUGCUCGUAUGUUCUUUCUCCCAUGGCAGGGGAGAAUUAAACCCACUGGGCCCCAAGGUAAUCAAAGCUCAGUUCCUUUCACCGCACCUUUCUGCAUUUGUCUCAAGAACAUAGAGUCACAGAAUUGCAGCAUGGGAAGGGAUCCCAAGCAUCAUCUUGUCCAACUCCCUGCAAUGCCGGAAUCUCAGCCAAGGCAUCCAUGACAGAUGGUCAUCCAAGCUCUGCUUAGAAACCUCCAAGGAGAGUCCACAGCUUCCCACGGGAGUCCGUUCCACUGUUGAACACCUCCUGUCAUGAAAGCUCUUCCUGAUUGUUUAGUCAGAAUCUCCUUUCUUGUAACUUGAAGCCAUGGGUACAAGUCCAACUUCCAGAGCAGGAGAAAACAAACUUGCUCUAUCUUCCAUGUGACAGCCCUUGAGAUAUUUGAAGAUGGCUAUCAUAUCUCCUCUCAGUCUCCUAUUUUCCAGGCUAAACAUCCCCAGCUCCUUCAGCCUUUCCCCGUAAGUCUUGGUUUCCAGACCCUUGGUCUUCUUAGCUGCCCUCCUCUGCAUGUGUUCCAGUGUGUCAAUAUCUUUCUUAAAUUGUGGUGCCCUGAACUGGACCCAGUGUUCCAAUGUUGGACUGACCAAGGCAGAAUAGAGUGGUACUGUUACUUCCCUUAUCUGCAUCUUAAGUAUACACGCUUUUAUUGGUUAAAUUUUUGGCAAAAUGGGUUGUCUUUCAGCUGUAUCCUUGGAAUGUGACGAUCAAGGGAUGACAGCCAGUGUUACAAUUCCUGAAGAGGAACCCCAGGGUCUGAGGUUGGUUUGGUAAGCAGUAUAUGUGUGUGUGGAAACUAGCUUGCUUCACCAAAGGUGAAAUUUACGUUCAAUUUUUCUCGUACCCCUCGUGGAUAUGGCCCCAGAAGGUUGCCGAGAAAUGAAUGUCACCCUUGGAAUGGAAAAGGUUCCCACUCCUCUUUCAAGGACAAAGCUGGGAGUGGGGAUUAUGCCGUCUGCAGGCUUCCUCCCCCUUUCUUUAUUGCAACAACAAUUUCUUAAUUACCCCCUACUAACUAUAUUGGACGCGGGUGGCGCUGUGGGUUAAACCACUGAGACUAGGACUUGCCGAUCAGAAGGUCGGCAUUUUGAAUCCCUGCGACAGGGUGAGCUCCCGUUGCUCGGUCCCUGCUCCUGCCAACCUAGCAGUUCGAAAGCCCAUCAAAGUGCAAGUAGAUAAAUAGGUACCGCUCUGGCGGGAAGGUAAACAGCGUUUCCGUGCGCUGCUCUUGUUCACCAGAAGCGGCUUAGUCAUGCUGGCCACAUGACCCGGAAGCUGUAUGCCGGCUCCCUCGGCCAGUAAAGCGAGAUGAGCGCCGCAACCCCAGAGUCGGUCACGACUGGACCUAAUGGUCAGGGGUCCCUUUACCUUUACCUAACUAUAUUGGAUCGACAUGAUUUCUUUUACACUUGGUUGGAUGGGGUGGAACUGAGGGAGCAGAGUUUAGGGGAGAGAAAUUCUGAGGUUUGGAAAGCUCACCUCUCCUUUUCAGGGUUUUUUGCAAGCCUCCAAAACUUGGCAGCGUUGCCAGCAUGUAGCUGGAACUUAACAUAUAAACGAUGUCUAGCUCUCAAUAUGGCUUUGGCAACAACACUUUUGAGCUACCAAUAUAUUGCUGAAGGAACAAGCAAGGGCAUUCAGUAUUAAGGUUUUAUGGCAGAAAACGUCUAGUAAAAUGGCAGGUUCCGGUAAUAUCGGAGCUCAAAGUCGCAUAAGAUUGUAAAAGUAAGUGCUGACACUGUAAAUUGGGUUCAAACAGACUGGUAGCCAGUACCUUUCCUUCAGGAAAGAUGAAGUGUGUUCCCUUCCCCUGUAUUUAUGAAGUGCCUAAUUUUUUCAGUUUUCCAAAGCAGCCCCAGGUACGACACACCGCAGUAGUCUAGUCAGGAAGUAGUGAUGGCAUGUAUCACGGUGGCCAUUGGGGGGCAGGGAUGCACAGUUGAUGGACCCACCUUAGCUGGUGAAAAGCGCUGCAUCUCACAUCCCCAGCAACAAAACUGGGUCUAAGACGAUUGUCUUGAGACCCUGCUCUUUUUCUUCCACUGUUUGCAGUAUGGCCUAUGAACGCAAAGGACAUGGUCUUCCCUAUGGUAGUGUCAAAAGAAUUUCACUUGACCCCAUCUCCUUUCAAUGUGCAACCAAGGCUUCUCUCCUAUUUCAUCAGGCUUGUUCAGAUUUUGUUAGACUACCUUUACUCCACCCUUUUCAGUCUGAGACCCUUCAAGAUAAUUUAGCAACAUGAGAUUAAAACAAAUGCUAAUCCUGUAACUGGGACGUGGGUGGUGCUGUGGUCUAAACCACUGAGCCUCUUGGGCUUGCUGAUUGGAAGGUCAUAAGUUCAAAUCCCCAUGACGGGGUGAGUUCCUGUUGCUCAGUCCCAGCUCCUGCCAACCUAGCAGUUCAAAAGCACGCCAAAAAGUGCAAGUAAAUAAAUAGGUACUGCUCCGGCGGGAAGGUAAAUGGUGUUUCCAUGUGCUGCUCUGGUUUCGGUGUUCCGUUGCACCAGAAGCAGCUUAGUCAUGCUUGCCACAUGACCCGGAGAAACUGCAGACAAAUGCCGGCUCCCUCGGCCUGUAAAGCAAGAUGAGCACCGCAACCCCAGAGUCGUCUGCAACUGGACUUAAAUGUCAGGGGUCCUUUACCUUUACCUUUAAUCCUGUAACUGCAAAAAAGCAAGCAAAACUGCACUUGUUUUUGUACUUAUAUUGUGGUAUGUAGGCUAUGCUAUGAGAGGAGUGAAGUACGCACCAUCUUGCAUUAAUAGUAAAGCAUAGUUUGCAGUGACAUGUGAAAACAGCCACUUUCCUGAGUUGCGGCAUGGAAGAAUUGCCAUGAUUGGAUUUGAAUUUAUUUAAAUCAGUUAGCCCCCAACUAAUGCAUGCUAGAAAAAGAGUGGACCUUCUGAAAAACACUUUUCAGUGUAUAUUAGCAGUGCGUUCUGCCCUUUUGGAGGGUUGAAAAGCCCUCUGUUAGUGAUGUGACGUUAAGACUUUAUUUCCCAGGGCUUCUCACCACUGUAAGCAAUGGAUGCUUGCAGAAUUUUCUGGUAUAUGUUCUACAGUAAGAACUUGGCUCCACUGUGGUUUGGAGGGGAGCUGAAUGCAGGGCCUGCUUGCUUUUGUGGUGCGUGACUUGCAGGUAAAGCAGUCACCUGGUCAUUGUUGUGUCUUGCUUGUUGUCGGCAUCAGUCAGUCCUGAGAGGUAAUGGAGUACGCCUCCAGGAGUGAAGUUAAUCACACUGUUAACAGCACUGAAGUGACCUCCCUGGGAGCAAGCCUGGGCAGUGUGUAUGGAGGUCCGGGGCUACCCAGAAGACAAGACCGCCUUCCCCGCCUUGACCUCACUGAUGUGGUCCAAAGAGAAGCAGAGCAAUACGUUUAGCACCAACAUGGCAGCAGGUGUUGCCAGAAGGAGGCAUGCAAGACACCACCCAACCAUCUUAGGGACUCCACUCCAGAUUAGUGUAGGGUUUACUCCUUAAGCCUUUUCUUCUCCCAAAGAUAUUCUGCAAGGCAGUUGUGUAUUACAGCUGAACAUUUUAGUGGCAUGUCAAGCCAUAACCCAAGGUUUACUGUACACAAACUGGAGAUUGGAGUGAAAUAAACCAUGAUUGGUACACCAAGAAGAAACCUUGACUUAUCAUCAUGGUUUAUUUUUCCUUACUCCAGCACUAGCCGCGAGGAGCACAGACGUAAUUUGCUCAUCUACAGUAAGUCAUGACUUACGAUGAUGUGCACAGAUGGUCAGACACAAGUUCGAGUCAGUCUUUGAGAAAAACUGAUAUAUACAUGGUGUGCUAAAGGUUCUUAUAACAUUUUUGGGAUAAAGUUAGAAUAUUGCCACUUGCAUGGCCAGAGCAUAUCACUGACACCUUGCCCAUUUUCCUUUUCUGAAGAAGCCACCUAGCAAGAUCCAAGAGCUGCAAAUAG
This is a messenger RNA of Podarcis lilfordi (Lilford's wall lizard), 18506 nucleotides long. The record is from the annotation of a GenBank genome assembly. Lineage: Eukaryota; Metazoa; Chordata; Lepidosauria; Squamata; Lacertidae.